AUCUACGCGGCGUCUACAUCACAUCCUGCACCGGCCAAGUCGUGAUGCUUCGGCAGACUGCGGUGUGCAUCACCGACGCCCCCAGCCCCUCCAUGCUGCGCAGCAUGUACGGACCCAUUUUUGUGUUUCUCGGCACGGUCCUCUCGCUGCUUGUUGUCUACAUGGUCGGCAAGCGCCUUCUUCUCGGACCGCCAACGCUCACCGACAACACGCUCCGCGCCACGUGCAUCAGCUCGGGCUACUCGCGCAUGGACGACGACCCGGUCGAGUACCGCAUCUCGGUCUCGCUCGACCUCGACACCAACGACCUCGCAAGCCGCCUCCGCAACGAUGACGCGCUCACGGCGGCACACAAGCUGCAGCUCAAAGACAUUCGCAAACUCAAACUCGUCAGCGCGACGCCGCUCUACACGACGUACGUCGCCCAGCACUUGGCGAUGAAGGCCGACAUCAAGGUGCUCACGCCGACUGCAUCGCCGAUGGAGACACUGGCGCAUCUGAGUGGCCUCGUGCACGAGAUCCGCGUCCUCGCGCGGCUCUCGCACCCGAAAGUGGUGUCGCUCCUCGGAUACGCGGCCUCGUCGUCGCUCUUGGACUUGACGAUGGCGACCGAGUUCAUGUCGUUUGGGUCGCUGGCCGCCAUCUUGUCCGAGCCCGCGCUCAAGCAGACGUUGGAGUGGACGCCGACGUCGAUCCACGCCGUGCCCAAAGUGCAGCUGGCACUGGACGUCGUGUCGGCGAUCGUCUAUCUGCAUGGCCUGACGCGGCCGCUGCUGCAUAACGCCUUGUCAACGAACGCGGUGGUCGUCUCGAGCAAGUGGGAAGCCAAGGUGUCGGCGUUCGCGCACAGCUCGUAUGUCGACGACGCAUCGUCCUCGACGACGACGACGACGGAGCUGCUGCCGAGCGCCGUGGCGAUGGACGCCCCCGAAGUGCAAAGUGGCGGUCGUCGGAGUACGGCAUCGGAUAUGUAUUUGCUGGGCCACGUAUUGCUGGCGCUGGACGACGGUGACGAGGCGACGUCGACGAUGCCGGAAGCGAUUGCGACGAUCGUGGCGCGCUGUGUGGACACGGACCCGACACAUCGGCCGACGGCGGUCGAAGUGUGUGAUAUUUUGAAAAGCUUCUCGGACUAA
This is a messenger RNA of Saprolegnia parasitica CBS 223.65, 1136 nucleotides long. RefSeq names its product TKL protein kinase. Bases 45 to 1136 code for a protein of 363 amino acids. The record is from RefSeq and is a predicted model, not a curated record. Gene Ontology annotation, molecular function: protein kinase activity; ATP binding. NCBI's taxonomy places the organism in Eukaryota, Oomycota, Saprolegniomycetes, Saprolegniales, Saprolegniaceae. Gene Ontology annotation, biological process: protein phosphorylation. The transcript has 2 exons.